Messenger RNA from Paramecium primaurelia, 616 nucleotides. The record is from the annotation of a GenBank genome assembly. NCBI's taxonomy places the organism in Eukaryota, Ciliophora, Oligohymenophorea, Peniculida, Parameciidae.
AUGCAGGAAGCAUAUAGAAUCAAAACUUCUAAUAAAGUUCAAUUGGAAAACAAAUUUACAUAAAAAAAAGGUUAGCUAUUAGAAUCCAUAUAAAUCAUGAUUUCAUAAGUUUAAGAGGAACUAUAGGAAUCUAUACUUAAAGAUAAAUAGGAAGUUAUAAAUCAAAAAGCUAAAACAAUAGCUCUUUAGAAAUAAGCUGAUUCUAAAAAUGAUCUUAUACUUGAACAAGAAACUAUCAUAUCUUAGUUAUUACUAAAAAUAUAAGAAUUAGAAAAAGAAUAGUUACCUCAAAAACAAAAUAAUGUAGAUUAAGAUUUAGUAGUCGAGCUUGAGUAAGAAUUGUUAUUACUUAAAACAUUAUCAAAUAAACUUCGAUAAAAAGCUAAUCGAUUAUGCAGUUACUUUGUUUGUCUAAGAUUAUAUAAUGCAGAAUAAGGUUUAAAAAUUUAAUAAGAUGAUUAUGAUUAUAAUUUACUUGUAAUGCCAAAAAUUCCAGAUCAUUCUAGUUUGAUUUCUAGUUUAUAAGAAUCUGAAAGAAUCUUAAAAUAAAAAUUAGAAUAGCAAGUAUAAUGACAUUUAAUAAUAGGGAUAUUAAAAUUCAAGAGAUUUAGGUUGA